Messenger RNA from Aspergillus brunneoviolaceus CBS 621.78, 786 nucleotides. Its product is annotated as GPI anchored serine-threonine rich family protein. Bases 1 to 786 code for a protein of 261 amino acids. The transcript has 5 exons. NCBI's taxonomy places the organism in Eukaryota, Fungi, Ascomycota, Eurotiomycetes, Eurotiales, Aspergillaceae. The record is from RefSeq and is a predicted model, not a curated record.
AUGCGUUCCUUGAGCCUCCUUCUUGCCAUCGUCGCCUUUGCUGCUUCGGCUCUGGCUCUCACGAUCACCGCGCCCAAGGCUGGGGACCAGGUUGACUUCAGCAAGUCGUACAAGUUCCAAUGGACAACGGUUUCUUCUGAUCCGGACGAGGUCACUUUGGUCCUGGUCAACAUGGCCUCCCAGCCUACAGUCAACAAGGUCAUCACCCAGAAUGCCAAGGUCUCGGAUGGCUCCUAUACUGUGGACAUGAUCACCGGGAUUCCUGUUGCUAAUGGCUACCAACUGAAUGCUAUUGCCAACACCACCCAGAACACUGGCAUCUUGAGCCAAUCGAACCAAUUCAACGUGACCAAGGUUGGCAAAGUUGAGACGGGUAAGGAUACUUCUAAUUCAACACUAUCAUCAUCACCAUCACACACAUCACAAUCUGCACCUAUAUCACCUACACCUACACCUACACCUACACCUACACCAUCAUCACCACUAUCAUCAUCAGCACAUGCACAUGCACAUGCACAUGCACCACUAUCAUCCAGCACCUACACCAGCACUAGAUACAAGUCACGCCCCUGCAUCUAUCACAAGACCUCUUCACCAUCUUCACCAUCAUCUAGCACCAUUCCCUCCGCCUUCGUGAGACCGGCCACAGCAUCUGCCACUACUGCCACCAAGACCGCUGCCUCCGCCACUGCCUCCGCCGGAGCUGCCGCAAGCGCAAUGACCCUGAGCGGUCCCCUCGCCGUGCUCAGCGCCCUCGUGAUGAGCAUCUUCGCCGGAGCGUUGUAA